AUGGAAACUCCAGUAGUUAAUCUAUCAGAUGAAGAACUCAAGACAGUUUAUGAUCCUUCCGAAGAUUCGUAUCUUUUAAUAGAUGCUUUGGAAGCAGAUUUAGAGAUUCUGCAUGCGAUGAAACCUGUGAUUUGUUUAGAGAUAGGUAGUGGUUCUGGUAUAGUUAUCACAGGUCUAGCAAUGGCAUUGAAAAGAUAUAAUGCUCAUUGUAUUGCAAUUGAUAUAAAUCCUGAUGCAUGUAGGGCCACCAAAAGAACUAGUCUGGUUAAUUCUGUUGAUAUAGAUGUUCUUCACAUGAAUUUGUUAGAUUGCAUACAGAUUAGAUAUACAUUUGAUGUUAUUUUAUUUAAUCCACCGUAUGUAGUUACAGAAUAUGAAGAAGUGCUAGACAAUAGACUUAUAUUUAAGACUUGGGCAGGUGGCAAAAAUGGUAGGCAAGUUAUGGAACAGAUAUUUACUACGAUUCCCAAAAUCUUAUCAGACUCAGGCUUGUUUUAUUUGGUCGUUAUUAAAGAAAAUGAUCCUGAAUAUAUACUGAGUGUUUUCCAAAAAUUAGGAAUUAAGAAAUAA
Molecule: messenger RNA, 570 nt
Organism: Formica exsecta
Lineage: Eukaryota; Metazoa; Arthropoda; Insecta; Hymenoptera; Formicidae
Gene: HemK2
Product: methyltransferase N6AMT1
Exons: 2
Coding region: 1-570 (189 amino acids)
Biological process (GO): methylation
Cellular component (GO): eRF1 methyltransferase complex
Molecular function (GO): nucleic acid binding; S-adenosylmethionine-dependent methyltransferase activity; protein methyltransferase activity
Source: RefSeq, a predicted model, not a curated record